Messenger RNA from Acanthoscelides obtectus, 3146 nucleotides. Lineage: Eukaryota; Metazoa; Arthropoda; Insecta; Coleoptera; Chrysomelidae. The record is from the annotation of a GenBank genome assembly.
AUUCCACGCACGCGCGUUGUCCAACCCAAACCGCGCGUUGCGUUGAAUUUGUACUCCCGACCCCAAAUCGGGAUAAAUGUGGAUCGUUGAACGCGAGUUCGUUUCAUAAUCGCCGUCGGUUGCAUCGAAAUAUAAUACAAAAUUCGAAAAUGAUCACCAGAAGGAUAUCCAGUUUGAGCAGACGACGAAUUGAAAGCCAGUUAGAUCACUGGUUGUUUCUUAAACACAGCGUGAUAAGGAGCAGUGAUAUCCCCAAAAAUACGAGCGGUGGUAACGAUGGUCUAAAGAGCAAUAUGAGGCAAUUUUACGAUGGGCUAAAGCCGCACAAAGCAAACGAUGUACAGACAGAUGUUGCUUUGUUUGAAAUGUUCAAAAAUCAAGAGACAGGACUUCUUUCUAUUGGGAAUUUCCUAUCGGCAUUGAAAGCAACUGGUCUCAGGAAAAAUGAUCCUCGUUUGAGAGAUAUGAUGGAAAAUCUUAAGAAAUUGUCUAGGAAAAAUGCGAAUGGCCAUGCUGUUGACACGCAAAAAUUGAAUUUCGAGCAAUUCAAAAGGAUAAUAUCAACAAAUAUAGGACUUAUAGCAGCAGCUUUUAGACAUCAAUUCAUCAUACCAGAGUUCCAAGAUUUCAGCAAAGAAAUUGAAGAGAUCUAUUGGAAGUGUAAAGAAAAUGAUUCUGGAACGGUAUGUAAUUUUAUAAUACUAGUCUAAAUUCGCGGAUUCGCCUAGGUGGAGCAAGCAUAUAGUAUUACUCAGAUCCCAACAGUGAGGGUCGUAAGUUAGGUAAGGAUUCUGCACUUUGGAUGGGAAAAACAUUGAAACUCACCCGAGCGGGAUGGCCUUGAGCAAAGCAAGCCAUUUGACAUCCGUUUCGACCUAAGACCUGAUAAGGCAACCAGAGGACGAUUAAAAAUGACUAUUUUCUCAUGAAAAGCGUUAUUGUGGCUUGUUUAUAAGAAAUCACUAUUUGUUUCCGACGAUUUUUUAGUUCUUUUGAAGACCCAUAUUUUUUAUAGAUACGAAGAUGGCACUUUGUGUGGUCUCGUAUCGCUAUUCAAAUAAUUUUGUUUCAGGUAGCUUCUUACAUUCCCCAACUGAAAAGAAUGAGUCCAAAUUACUGGGGAGUGAGUAUAGUAACCAUAGACGGCCAAAGAUACUCGAUAGGUGAUGUAAAUAUCCCUUUCACCAUACAGUCUUGCAGCAAACCACUAUCAUACGCAAUUGCGCUCGAUUUACUUGGAGCAGAUGUUGUUCAUACUUACGUGGGACAAGAACCGAGUGGCAGGAAUUUCAACGAAUUAAUUUUAGAUCAUAAUAAAAAACCGCAUAAUCCCAUGAUAAACGCUGGAGCGAUCAUCAUAUGCUCCCUCUUAAAAACAAUGUAUAACCCAGAUAUGAGUUCAGCAGAAAAAUUUGACUUCACUCUGAAUUACUUCGAAAGAUUAGCUGGUGGUCAAGAUCUCGGUUUCAAUAACGCUGUAUUCCUUUCAGAAAGAGAAUGCGCUGAUAGAAACUAUGCUCUAGGUUUCUAUAUGAGAGAGCACAAAUGUUUUCCAGAAAACAGCAAGUUUAGAGAAUGCAUGGAUUUCUAUUUUCAGUGCUGUUCCUUAGAAGCAAAUUGUGAGAUCGUUUCGGUAAUCGCCGCCACAUUGGCAAAUGGUGGCAUCUGUCCAAUUUCGGAGGAGAAGGUACUCAAACCAGAAAGUGUUAGAGACGUUCUGUCUCUGAUGCAUAGUUGUGGGAUGUACGACUACUCCGGACAAUUUGCUUUCAAGGUUGGGUUGCCCGCAAAAUCUGGUGUGAGCGGGGGAAUGCUUGUGGUGGUACCAAAUGUAAUGGGUAUGUGCCUUUACUCACCGCCUUUGGAUGCGUUAGGGAACAGCUGUAGAGGAGUGCAAUUCUGCGAAGAGUUGGUGAAAAAAUUCAACUUCCACAGAUACGAUAAUUUGAGACACGCUUCUAACAAAGCCGAUCCGAGGAAGCAUAAGUAUGAGACUAUAGGCUUAAAUAUAGUCAAUUUGCUCUCUUCUGCAGCCUCUGGAGACUUGCCAGGUCUAAGAAGGCAUAAGUUAUCUGGGGUAGAUAUGAAAUUGGCAGACUAUGAUGGCAGAACGGCCCUACACUUAGCUGCAGCUGAAGGGCAUGCAAACUGUGUUGAAUUCCUCUUAAAAUACUGCAACGUUCCGGUCAACGUUAAAGACCGGUGGGGUAGAACACCUCUGGAGGAAGCGGUGGCUUUCGGGCAUACAGACGUCAUUAACCUUUUGCAGUUAUGGGACGAAGAAGCUAGCAGGAAUUCCAAAGAUCACUCGGAUGAUGGCGAACCUCUUAUACCAGAAUUUGUAGCCAAACAGGAUAACUAAUUCAGGAUACGGUCUUUUUAUUUAUUUAUUUAUUUUUCUGGUCGAUUGUCUAAAUCAGUGGUCGCCAACCUUUUCAGUGUGUUGAGCUACUUUGAUAAUUUUGGAACAAUUAGUGAGCUACCUAGUCGUAAACAAUGUAAGCCAACUUAAAUGAAAUUAUACACAGUUGUAUGCGACAUACAUAUGUUCAUUCUACUAAUACUAAUAGAUGCUAAUAAACUUAAAUAAACUAACCGCUAGAUUUUGUACCGUUCAGUUUUAAGCCGAGGGCACUGUCGCCGCGCCUUGCAUAUUUAUUCCGUUCAAAGUAAUCGAGAUCGUUCCCGAACAGAUCGCUCACCGCAGUCUUGCCGCUGCUUGUGUUUAUUACGAGAAUUUACAAAAUUUACGGAAGCUUCUACGAUUUCUAGACCUUCUUAAAAUAUGUUGUGAGCCACCAGAAGUACCUUUGCGAGCUACCGCUGGCUCGCGAUCGACGGGUUGGCGACCACUGGUCUAAAGUUUGCUGAAAGUGUUCCAACUGGGUCAAUGUAUCGUUGACCGCGCCAGGAACUUGUAGUACAUUUUUUAAAUGAUCUCGGAUAUGAAAUUAUUGUUUCAUAUUCAAGAAAAGGUCAAUUUUCAAUUCAAUAUAUGAUUGUCGUCCAACUACAUAAUUGCAUAUACCAGGUGACCACUACUUGUAAAACAUUGAAAAAAAGUGUAAGGUACAAAAGAAAAUAAAAUGUUCAGUAUUAUCGGCGAAUAGUGAGAAGUGACAAUAAAUAGCUUUCAAUUGCAUAUA